GGAAAGUCUACACUUGUCAGGCUGCUGGAGAAGCACAGCGAUGAGUGGGAGGUGAUCCCCGAGCCCAUCGCCAAGUGGUGCAACAUCCAGACCAGUGAGGAUGAGUGCGAGGAACUUUCGACUUCUCAGAAGAGUGGAGGAAACAUACUUCAAAUGCUGUAUGAUAAACCUACAAGAUGGGCUUAUACUUUUCAGACUUAUGCCUGCUUGAGCCGAGUAAGGGCACAACUGAAACCCAUCUCAGCCAAGCUGCAUGAAGCAGAACAUCCAGUGCAAUUUUUUGAGAGAUCUGUGUACAGUGACAGGUAUGUGUUUGCUUCUAACUUGUUUGAAUCCGGAAACAUCAAUGAAACAGAAUGGGCUAUCUAUCAGGACUGGCACACAUGGCUUUUAAAUCAGUUUCAAUCUGAAGUAGAACUGGAUGGCAUGAUCUACCUAAGGACCACACCUCAGAAAUGCAUGGAAAGACUACAGAAGAGGGGAAGAAAAGAGGAGGAAGGAAUUGAUCUUGAGUAUUUGGAAAACCUCCACUAUAAACAUGAGACGUGGCUUUAUGAAAGAAGUAUGAGAGUUGAUUUUGAGAACCUUAAAGAGAUGCCCAUUCUAGUUUUGGAUGUCAAUGAAGAUUUUAAAAAUGAUAAAAUUAAACAGGAGUACCUGAUUGAUGAGAUCAAAUCUUUCCUGACCUCUUAAGAAGAAUUGAGAUGUACAUGAAAUGCUUGGAACUCAAGAGUUCAAUCACGUGGUCUUCGACAUUCUAGCUAAACUAGAUGUAUUGUCAGUAUAACUUAUAAGCCUCAGAAAAGCAGUUUUGUUUGUUUGAACUUUGCUGUGUAUUUUAAAGAAAAAUAAAGAGUGCCUUGAUAAUGUA
Messenger RNA from Meleagris gallopavo (turkey), 871 nucleotides. The record is from RefSeq and is a predicted model, not a curated record. Lineage: Eukaryota; Metazoa; Chordata; Aves; Galliformes; Phasianidae.